AUGUGCUGCAGGCUCAACAGCGCCGACCCGGAUAAAUGUGAUCCAACGGGCCUUUGUCUGACAAGCGGAGGAAGAUAUUAUCAGGAAUUUUGCACCGAUCAGUCUUGGAACUCGACGAAUUGUUUGCCUAAAGAUAUCUGCAGUGAUCAGAACGGCGGCAACUCGGACUGGACCUACCAACUGACCUCCUGUGUAGAGGGACUUUGGUGUUGUGGUAGUUCCACCUCCUGCUGCAAUACACACGAGACAUUCACCCUGAGUCCGACACUGGUCAAUUUUGAUUUAGAUCCAAAUUUCAGCCUAUCCGCUACCGCUGCUCCUACAACAACGGCAAUUAUCAUCCAGACAGAAGAUAGUAGCAGCAACAAGAACGAGUCCCAGAUGCUGACGAAGGUGGCAAUUGGAGUCGGGGUGGGUGUCCCGUUGGUAUGCAUAGCCGUAGGGAUGCUCGGUGUUGGGUGUCUCUUGGGCAGGAGAAGCAAGCAGAAGGCCAUGUCGCCGGCGAAACCUGGACAUCGUGUAAUGAGUAUCCCGCUGGAGAAGCCUAAAGGGGAGAUAGGGUGUCCACGUUGGUCUGAUGAUGCUGCGAUAUUUGGCAACAGGGAGAACCUGAUUGAGCCGUCGAGCCACAGGCACGAAAGUCUACGGUGGUAA
This is a messenger RNA of Aspergillus welwitschiae, 654 nucleotides long. RefSeq lists its product as uncharacterized. The transcript has 3 exons. Bases 1 to 654 code for a protein of 217 amino acids. Lineage: Eukaryota; Fungi; Ascomycota; Eurotiomycetes; Eurotiales; Aspergillaceae. The record is from RefSeq and is a predicted model, not a curated record.